Messenger RNA from Sphenostylis stenocarpa, 948 nucleotides. Lineage: Eukaryota; Viridiplantae; Streptophyta; Magnoliopsida; Fabales; Fabaceae. The record is from the annotation of a GenBank genome assembly.
AUGGCGACGUUGAAGGUUCCUCCUCAACCUCCUUCUCCAUCUGAAGACUCUGAGCAAUUGCGAAAAGCUUUUCAAGGGUGGGGAACGAAUGAAGCAUUGAUAAUAUCAAUCCUGGCUCAUAGAAAUGCAGUUCAGCGUAAGUUGAUUCGUGAAGCUUAUUAUUUAGCUUAUGGAGAAGAUCUUCUUAAAGACUUAGACAAAGAACUUUCAAGUGACUUUGAGAGGGCCGUGCUGUUGUGGGUUCUGGAUCCUGCUGAGCGUGAUGCCUUUUUAGCUAAUGAAGCCACUAAGAAGUUAACUUCGGACGAUUGGGUCAUUAUAGAAAUUACUUCCACUAGAUCUUCACUUGAUCUGCUCAAAGCUAAGCAAGCAUAUCAAUCCCGCUUCAAAAAGUCCCUUGAAGAGGACGUUGCCCAUCAUACUUCUGGGGACAUCCGCAAGCUAUUGGUUCCUCUUGUGAGCACAUACCGUUAUGAGGGGGAUGAGGUGAAUAUGACAUUAGCAAAAUCUGAGGCUAAAAUGCUUCAUGAGAAGAUUUCAAAGAAGGCCUACAAUGACGAGGACCUGGUCAGGAUUUUGACAACAAGGAGUAGAGCGCAGAUAACAGCAACUCUAAAUCAGUACAAGAAUGAGUUCGGGAAUGCCAUAAACAAGGAUCUGAAAACUGAUCCAAAAGAUAAAUAUUUGAAAUUAUUGAGGGCUACCAUCAAGUGUUUGACAUAUCCAGAGAAAUAUUUUUCUAAAGUCUUGAGGCUUGCUAUAAACAGACUGGGAACUGAUGAAUGGGCCCUUACUAGAGUAGUGACAACCAGAGCCGAGGUUGAUUUGCAACGAAUUGGUGAGGAAUACCAAAGAAGAAAUAGCGUUCCUCUGGACCGUGCAAUAGCCGGGGACACUUCUGGAGACUAUAAGGGCUUUCUCCUUCACCUUGCUGGACACGAUAAUUAA